AUGUCCGGAAUCCAAGCCCAGCUCGACCAAGGCGCCGUCCCCAACGCCAUUUCCAACGUCUGUCCGCCAGGCACAAAGUUCCACGUGCUGGAAGUGGGAUGGCUCGAAUGCGACAAAGGCUUCGUAAUCAGAGGUGGCAACACCAGCGUGAAGUCCAACGAAAACGGGUCAUUCGUCAAUGAGCGAUGCGAAAUGCCCAUGUACUGCAUUUUAAUCGACCACCCGCACGAGGGUCUGAUCCUCUGGGAGACCGGGAGCGGAAAGGAUUAUCCAACGGUGUGGGGCCCGGCAAUCGCCGAUAUCUUUGCUCGGGUGAAGUACGAGCCUCAGCAUGAGCUUCGCGCCGCCGUGGAGGCGACGGGGCAUAAACUUGACGGUAUCAAGAAGAUUAUCAUUGGGCAUCUGCACCUGGACCAUGCGGGUGGGCUUGAUGAGUUUUUGCAUCGCACGGAUGUCGAGGUCUGGGUGCAUGAGAAGGAAUUGACGAAUGCGUUUUGGUCGGUUGCUACAGGGGCGGAUGUGGGAGUUUACUUGGAACAUUAUCUUAAGUUGUCUUUGAACUGGAAGACGUUCAAUGAUCAGACAAUGGACUUCUGCCAGGGCAUCACACUGCACCAUCUCCCUGGGCAUACGGAUGGUCUCAUUGGUAUGCAGAUUAACAUGCUCAACACGGGAACGUUCUUUUUCAUUAGUGAUCAUUGUCAUGUUAUUGAGAAUGUGAGUGAUGCUUGUGUGAUCCACUCGCGCUUUACUGACUUGGACCAGUGGCGAGAUGGGAUCCCCCAGGGUUGGUUGGCUCGAGAUCACCCAUCGUGGUUCAGGAGUACACAGCGUCUUAAGCACCUCCAACGGAUCACCAAGGGGCAGGUGAUUCCCGGGCAUGAUAAAGAAACCUUUUUGGCACUCCAGGGCCAGGCUGACGUUUUCACCUGA
Messenger RNA from Aspergillus bombycis, 933 nucleotides. RefSeq names its product N-acyl homoserine lactonase family protein. The transcript is spliced from 2 exons. Lineage: Eukaryota; Fungi; Ascomycota; Eurotiomycetes; Eurotiales; Aspergillaceae. The coding region runs from base 1 to 933 and encodes 310 amino acids. The record is from RefSeq and is a predicted model, not a curated record.